GAAUAUCCCAUAUCACAUAAAUGGGGGAAGAGAUCCGAAACUUCGACCUACGUCAAAGAUCAAAAAUAUAUCUACUGGGUGGAGUGGGACAGCGCAGUCGAUGUUGCAAUGGAUCUAAAGAAGCCGAUUUUUCUCCUGAUUCACAAAACAUGGUGUGGGGCAUGCAAAGCCUUGAAACAGGAGUUCAAUUCAUCACCGAAAAUGUCUGACCUUAUUGCACUGUCGAAAAAAUUCGUCAUGGUUAACGUGCAAGAUGAUGACGAACCUGAAGAUGAAAAAUAUGCCCCAGAUGGUGGAUACAUCCCACGAAUCCUGUUCCUUGACAGCGAUGGCGAGCCCCUAAGAACUAAUAAUGAGGCGAGAUACAAGAAUAACAAAUAUUUCUAUCCCCUUAUACCACAAGUGGUCGAUGGGAUGGAAAGAGCCUUGAUGGAGUUUGAAGAAAUCACUAAAGGAAAUGAAGAUGAAGAAAAUGAAGAUGAAGGAAAACAGACGUUCAAACAAGAAGUUAAUGAAGAGGAUAUUCAUUUGAAGAAGGAAAAUGUGGACGAAAAACGUGAAAGGGAAACGCAAGUGAAAGGCAAGAAAGAAAGUGGAAAAGGAAUGGAGAAAGAUGAGAACAUAGCGGGCAAUGCAAGGAAGAAGGACGGUGACAAUGAGAAGGAAGACAGAGAAAAGGAAAUGAAGGAAGACACAAAAGGAGAGAAGAAACAAAGAGAGAAGGACUAUAAGGUAAGUGUUUCCAUUCACCUGUAA
Molecule: messenger RNA, 756 nt
Organism: Angiostrongylus costaricensis
Lineage: Eukaryota; Metazoa; Nematoda; Chromadorea; Rhabditida; Metastrongylidae
Source: the annotation of a GenBank genome assembly